Abrus precatorius (Indian licorice) is the source of this 844-nucleotide messenger RNA. Its product is annotated as EKC/KEOPS complex subunit Tprkb. NCBI's taxonomy places the organism in Eukaryota, Viridiplantae, Streptophyta, Magnoliopsida, Fabales, Fabaceae. The coding region runs from base 142 to 657 and encodes 171 amino acids. The transcript is spliced from 7 exons. Gene Ontology annotation, biological process: telomere maintenance via recombination; tRNA threonylcarbamoyladenosine modification. Gene Ontology annotation, cellular component: EKC/KEOPS complex; cytosol; nucleus. The record is from RefSeq and is a predicted model, not a curated record.
UGAAACGAAACGUGCUGAAUGUAUACAACCUAAUUGCUUCUCCAUUUGGGCUUUGGUUCCUCACAACUCAGCGGCGCUGUCUCAGGGGGCACUCUGCUUCAUCGUCGUUGUAUCAGGUAGAGCUUCAUCAAAGCAGAAGCUAUGAAGUUGUUCAAUGUAAAUGGAGCCACUCUUUCUCUUGCUCUUUACACUGAUGUGACCAAUUCCAAGGAACUCUUGGAAAGUAUGCAAGCCGGGACGUUGGAGCCAGAAGUUGCAUUCCUCAAUGCUACACUUAUUCCAGAUAUUUUCCCUGUUCUAGCAGCUGCACACAAGACACUAGUAGCCAAAUCACGGGACUCUUUGACCACACGCACUCUUCAUUCGGAGCUUGUUUACAACUACUCAGGGUCCAAGCAUAUUACUGAAUCUUUGAAGAGAUGUGGCAUUUCUGACAGCACAACUUAUAUCCUUGCUGCUCGAUUUGAUGCUACUUCUGAUGAAACACAAGCUAUAGAGAAGCUCAUUAUUGGCAAAGAGAUCGACCUGGAGGAGCUGGAAGGAAGAGCAAACCAAUCCCAAAUACAAAAGCAUUUCAAGAUAUCUGCCUCGGAACUUGGAGUAUCAUCACUUGCAGAUGCAAUAACCUGUCGAAUAGCUGCUCGUGAUGCCUUGUGAGAAGAAUGAAUGUUAUCUGCUUGUACACUACCAGUUUCCAAUGUCAUGAAAAUUUAAAGAACACUUCAACUCCCACCAUUUUUUCUUUAGCUUUCACGUGUUACAAUUUUAUUUUAUUUUUUAAUUUCAAUCUUACUGCAUUAAUAUUUCUUAUGGAAAAUCAGAAAGUUAGGUGAUGAUUUAUAUA